CUGAAAGGAAUCGCCAGAGAAACACCUCCAGCUGCGCCGGUCUUAGGAAAAGGGAAACUAUGGCGCGUCUCUGGAUUUUCUGCUUUCUCUUCAGCUUGGCGAUGGUCGCGGUUUGCGAAGACCCCAGCACGACAACUGAGCCUGGUGCCGCCAACACAACGACCCCCGCUGCGAGCGCAGCCGCGAAGGAAUCGUCACACUGUGAUUGCGAGCCGCACGACGAAGCCCGGAGACAAAUGCGACAUUGCAGGCUGAAGUACAAGUCCCCCACAAAGACCCAAGCCAUCAAGCUGCGUAAAGCCGAGCGCCAGGCGUUCAUCAACUGCACGGCCGAGCACGCCCGGGACAUGCACGCCGUGGAAUACGUCGAGCGACUCUUCGACGACGUACCCUACCGCAAAGAGGUGUACGACUGCUACUACAAGGAACGCAAGGCUAUAAUGCUCGAGAAAGGCCUGUCACCCGAGCUGUCCAACCGGUCGUACAGGAAAUGUCUCGCCGACGCCAUGAAACUCAAGGGCAAGAAAAUAUGAGAAUGCAGGGACAAGGUGGUCAAGGCGGGGUUCGACAUUUAGCAUGACUUUCAUUCGGAUGGCUUUGUUGUUGAAGUUACGAGGUGACGUCAGAGGCUCGUAGGCUUCUUCACUUCUAGGCUCAAGAGAUCGAGGUCCCAUGCGUCGAAACAAAACAACGCCACGUUCACUUCGUCACCUGCACUCUGCACCACGAAUGGAACAAACUCGUAACCUGCACUCUUGUAAUACAACGUAAAAGAAUCUUAACAUGCACGUUUCAUAGUAUUAUAACUAGCGGCACCUCUCCUGAUGUCUGUCGAAAAUUUGGAGCAAAAGGCAAAACAAACUACACAAACUUCGGUGGGCAAGGUGGCUUCGCGGCGGCGCUUUACAGUCGUGCACAGAAGCUAGCUUUACGGGAGUACGAGGGGAGUUUAUACCUAUAGCAGUCAAACAGGUGGGCGCCCAGCUUCCACAUUUUCUCAGAACUUGGAAACCCAGAACACAACGCUGAGAGGA
Rhipicephalus sanguineus (brown dog tick) is the source of this 1034-nucleotide messenger RNA. RefSeq lists its product as uncharacterized. The coding region runs from base 60 to 533 and encodes 157 amino acids. Lineage: Eukaryota; Metazoa; Arthropoda; Arachnida; Ixodida; Ixodidae. The transcript is spliced from 6 exons. The record is from RefSeq and is a predicted model, not a curated record.